CACGAGUGUGCGAGAGGCUUGUGUACACUUUCAUUCGCUGAAAGUCGCCAGACAGUGAUCGACUACAGAACAGUAAGCAUCGUCAAUCGAAUCCUGUAGCGAAUCAGUUGCUGACAAGUAUCGGUCUUCAUAAUCAACGGACUGGCAAUCAUGAAUCAAAACACCAACGAGAGCACUGAAAACCUGAUCCAAAUGGAUAGCAAGAACUGCUACUGUAUACUAUUUCCAAACUACAAGAAACUCGAUCUUUCCACUAUCGAGGACAUUUUUUCCAACUACGGCCGAGUUAUCAGCGUAACCGCCGCUGGUAACGAAAGGGGUUACCGCUUCGUACGCUACCCAAGUCGGGAAGAAGCUCAAAGAGCAGUGGAAAACGUGACCAACGAUUACGACAUCCAUCUCAAAAGUCACAAACCCAAGAACCAACUUGAGAGACAGUCCAAAAGCUACAAGAAAUACCUGAAGAGCAUCGAGGGCCAGAGAGACGAAUCAGUCGAAGAGUUCAAGCGACCUAGUGUUCCCGUAUGGGAGUACGAGGUGCAGGAGAACCACUCGGACUCUGGCAGCUGCUCCUCCAACGAGUUGAAGGACAAAACGUUGUACUUCGUUAAAAAAUCUCCGAGCACGAAUAGCUCGCCGGGCUUGGAAAACAGUGACCAGCUGAGAUCAACCGUCAGCAUGGAGAGGAUGAACCAACGGUACUACGAGCUGGAGAACCCCAAACAGCAGGUUGUGACACCCAGUGAUAGUGAAUGUGUGCCAGAUCUUGUGAGUACCAAGGACCCGGAGAAACAUAUGGUCGUGCUGACGGCCGGGGAAGUCGUGGUUGGCAACAUACCUACCAGGUUGGGGGGAGCAUUCCUGCUGCACCUAUUCGACAGGCAUCAUCCCAUAGCGAUUAGUUACUUGCAAUCUGUUCCCAGAGCCAAUGCAAGAUACUGUCACGUUUACUUCAGGAGUGACAAGGAGGCACAGUUGGUCGAACGAGAGUUUGAUCAAUACGACCUGAUGGGUAGGAGACUAGUCGUCAUGCGACCUGAGAAGUUAGUGAGGUUUGGUGCUAUGUAAACGAUGAAUUGGUUAUCGGUGUUGCUAAUGUUGCGACUGCGCGCGUUUUAUGUGAAUUCUAGAAGUGUUUGAAAGGCCAGUUCACAAAUUUGUGGCACGAGAUGAACUUUUCAUAUCCGGUUGUAAAUAUGUUAUACAUGUCGUACUGACGCUGUAUUCCAGGCGAUUGUAUAACUAAUUGAAGAGUCAAUAUUUGCAUAGUUGAAUUGAAAGGUCGGUUUACAACUUUGUGACACGUUUAAUUAUUAUACAUUCCGCUGUAAAUAUCUUAGCAUUGUCUCUCUAUAUAUUCCAGACGACGUUAACCGAUUGAAUUAUUGAAUGAAACAAGUUUAAAAAUCAAUAUAAUUUAUAAGUAUACAUUACAGUAAGACGAUCAAGAAUCCUCACUUGAAUCGUCGAAAUAAAGUAUAUUGCAUUUUUAAAAACUUUAAA
Nasonia vitripennis (jewel wasp) is the source of this 1503-nucleotide messenger RNA. RefSeq lists its product as uncharacterized. The transcript is spliced from 2 exons. Lineage: Eukaryota; Metazoa; Arthropoda; Insecta; Hymenoptera; Pteromalidae. Gene Ontology annotation, molecular function: mRNA binding. Bases 151 to 1068 code for a protein of 305 amino acids. The record is from RefSeq and is a predicted model, not a curated record. Gene Ontology annotation, cellular component: cytosol.